AUGGCGGGAAGAGUCCAUCUAGUUCGCCAUGCCGAGGGCCUCCACAAUCUUCGUCGGGACCUCGAAAUCGCUGAUGCGCAGUUGACUCACCGUGGGCAUGACGCUGCAGAAGCCCUGGGGCGGCAGUUUGUCAAGGACAGCACCGAUUCCGUAGGAGCCAUCUUCGCGUCGCCCCUCCGUCGAACCAUUGAGACCUCUCUCGAGACCUUCCAUCGGGUUCUAAGCCCUGCUCAUUACCCACACAAUUCGGGUAAGGGCGCACGGGCGUGGGGCGUGAGUUUGAUCCUCAAUCCGGAUCUACAGGAGAUCAGCGACUAUCCUUGCAAUACCGGGUCGGCCCCAGCAGAUCUACUUGCAGAGUUCCCCGAGCUCAAAUCUCAGAUCCAAAGCCUACCUCCGAAGUGGUUCGAGAAGGAAGGUGAUUGGGAGCCCACCGAUGAAGCCGUAAUUGCACGAAAAAGCCGGAUUUUGAAACUUCUUUGGAUUACUUCUCAGCAACUGCAAAGUGCUACUGAUGCCGAACAAAAGAAAAGAUCAGAUAUCGUGGUUGUGACGCAUGAAGGCAUCAUCUUGACGCUCGUGCCAAACGCAGACAUCCAACUAGCCUCUUAUAAGACAUUUACGCUGAGCAAGGACGCUCAGGGCAAGAUUUCGCUGAUCUGA
Molecule: messenger RNA, 663 nt
Organism: Exophiala spinifera
Lineage: Eukaryota; Fungi; Ascomycota; Eurotiomycetes; Chaetothyriales; Herpotrichiellaceae
Exons: 1
Coding region: 1-663 (220 amino acids)
Cellular component (GO): cytoplasm
Molecular function (GO): phosphatase activity
Source: RefSeq, a predicted model, not a curated record